UGCGAAAUAAGGAAUCAAGCGGUCUAUGUAAUUAGACCUGUAUUAAAUCGUAUGUAUGUCAUCUGAGAAGUAAUUGUUAUGAUCACGUAUGUUCAAAGUGCAAGCCUGGGGAUUGAUAAGGCGGUUGUUUUAGGACAACUGAUUACCUAAUUAACGAUUUCAUUAAAUAGGAUUUUCGAACAAUACGAUAACAAUUUAGUCCUUACAAAUCAAGUGCUAAUUUACGACAAGGAUGAAAGGACUAAUAGGGAUAUUUGCAGUUGUCGUAACAUUGAGUGAAAGCUUGGGUUGUCGAUCCGGGUGGCUGAACCACGGCACGAGCUGCUACCACCUAAGUCAUGACCAAGAAGCGUGGAUCAAUGCGGAGGCCCUAUGCGAGCGGUUUGGCGGCUACCUUGCAGAGAUCAAUGACGUCAUUGAAGACAAAUUCCUCCAAGGAUGGGUGAAUAACAUCAAUAAGCAGUACUGGAUUGGCGGGACUGACCUUGAAAACGAGGGUGAGUGGCUGUGGGUACAUUCCAGAACAAUGCUGUCAUCUUCUUACACCAACUGGCUGACGGGAGAGCCCAAUAGUAGCGGAGGUAGCGACGAAAAUUGCAUUGAUAUGCGUCCGCACAUGGCUGGCUGGAACGACGAAAAAUGUUGGAUUACGCUCAACUAUAUCUGCUGAAAUGGCUGAGUAAGUAAAAGGCUUUGACCUUGCUCUCAUACGAUUUUUAUUUUGUAACAUUUUUUAUUCAGCCCUUAUGAUCAAAAUGACCCUGUCUAUUUGUCAAAAAGGUUUGUGUGCAUGUAAAUUUUACGCCCGUCCAUUCGUUUAUUCCCGAAAUGUGAUCCUGCGAUUGCUUAAGAAAUCAAUGAAGAUUAUUGAAUGAAACUGUGUUCACUUAAACACGGUAGCCUGAUUUGUAUCAAGAUAUUUUCACCUAAAGAUCAACGGUCAGGUCACUGCUACUUAAAUUGCAGAUAGACACAAAAUAAUUUGUGGUAAAUCGAAACGAACAUAGAUAUUAUCAUCAAACUGUGAAGACAUAGUGAAAAGUGCGCAUUAAGAGCAAUGGGAUGAUGAUGUACAAAUUUGUAUUAUUGCAUAAACUCUAUCUAUAAUGCCCUCUGGCGGGGUGCAGAAACUUGGCAAAAGAAGGGCUUGAACGGGUAGAAAUCGUGUAUUAACAAUGCGAUUCACGUGCCGUUCAAGCCCUGUUAUGUGUUUUUCAUAUCCAUAAUCUGGUCUACGCAGCAGUUACUUCCCUUCUCCAGCCUUCGACGACUUUCCAAGCAUAAAAGGGGAACUGAAUAAGCACCAGAUUCCUCAUGCAUGCAGGGAUAUGACUAUUUCAAUCCACUUUUCAAGUUAUACCAUCUGCACUCUCUUGACAACAGCUUUAUUGUAUUGGCAACGUCAUUGAAGUUAUGAUUAUUUACUCAACACUUUCAAAAGACUAAGCUGUAAAUGUAAGUGUUUAUGUACCUUCAACGUUCCUGUUGUAAAUUCCAAAAUAGUUCCUUAUUUCUUACUUUACGCGGCUGCAUUUCAACUUUGCAUUAAUCUACUGUUUAAAUACAUUUUAGAUCGAAAACUGCCUAUCCGAAGGUAAAGCCUCGUCAUUUCGGAUGAUGACCGAUUGAGGCAUAUGUAAAACACAACCUUGAACUGUAUUGAAAUAAUCGAAUUAUUUUGUCGAUGUCGAAUGAACAAAACAUUGUUUUCAAUGAUUGUUUAAAAUUAUUUUGGUAUGUGUGAUUUGUUUAUGCAAUAAUAGCGAAAAUACACAUUUUCUCGGACAUGAUCAUCUGCGGCCGUUCCAAAAUCCGGAUUUUUCGAGCGCCCGCAGAUGAUCAUGCCCUCGAAAACGUGUAUUAUCUCUUUAUUGAGGAGAUGUUUAGAGCGAAUUCAAAAGUUCAAAAUAACGGUCAAGUCUGUCUUGUCAACUCUUUGUUGGACUUACUUACGAGAAAAAAAUUAAUUUGAUCAAAAUUCAAACAUGUACAUGGUUUAUACACAUUUUAGUAACUCUUGAAAACAACAUAUGAUCUGAAAAUUAUUUUUAUAUCUUUUUGUACAGUAUUCCGGCACUUUCGGACAUAAAAGCUCUUGUUGUACAAUGCUCUCUUACAUAUGUCAUUGCAGCUUGUAAAAGCUGUUUUGUUAAGACAUUUUUAAUGAUCAUAUGUAUUUAUUUAUCAUUUUAGAGAACAGCCUGGUGUAGUUGGAUAAAAAACGAUCGAUAGAGGACUUGACAUGUGAUUUUUCACAUUUGAUUGCGUUUUGAUGUCACCUGACUCUUGUAUAAAUACAGUUCUUUCAGUUGA
Molecule: messenger RNA, 2313 nt
Organism: Dreissena polymorpha
Lineage: Eukaryota; Metazoa; Mollusca; Bivalvia; Myida; Dreissenidae
Product: perlucin-like
Exons: 4
Coding region: 233-670 (145 amino acids)
Source: RefSeq, a predicted model, not a curated record